AUGGCCAUCUUAUCAGGUGUUGUUGAUGGGAACAAUGAUCAUGAACUCGAUGAGUCUUUGCUAAUAACUACAUGUAAUAGUAGUAGUGAUCAUGGAGGAGACAGAAACCUUAGUAGUAGUGAUGCUGUUGAAGGUGUGGUGGAUUACAGAGGAGAAAGAGUGUAUGAUAGAUCAAAAUAUGGAGGAUGGAAAUCUGCUUAUUCUAUAAUUCCAAUUGAUAUUGCAGAUAGCUUUACUUACUGGGGAAUCUCUUCAAACCUCGGUAACAGUUCAGUUUUCAGUUCUCUGACUUCUUAUCAACUGGGCUUCUUCUUUUGUUCAUUGUAUAUAAUGGCAAUUGGAAGAGCUGGAUGCAAUUCUUGCGCACAAGCUUUUGGGGAUGACCAAUUUGAUGGAAAAGACUCUGGAGAAUGCAAAUCCAAGAGCUCAUUCUUCAAUUGGUGGUUCUUAGGAUUAAUUCUAGGUAGCGGCAUUUCUCACUUGACUCUGAACUACAUACAAGACAAUAUGGGAUGGGGUUUAGGAUUUGGCAUUCCGUGCACUGUGGUGGUGGUAGCAAUAGUCAUUUUCCUCCUCCAAACAAAAACAUAUCGUUAUAGUGUGAGCGAGAAGAAGCAAAACCCGUUAGUAAGGAUAACCAGAGUGUUCAUUGCAGCUGCCAAAAACUGGAGAAAGACCGCAUCCUUGGGUUCGCUGCAGGAGGACACAGUCAAACUCCAUGGGACACAUCUUGGGGCUAAUCAAUUCAAGUUUUUGGACAAAGCUUUGAUUGACGUAUCGAAUGACAGUUCAAGAAAAUAUGAUAUAACAUGUACCGCUGAUCAAGUAGAGGAGGCAAAGGCUGCAGUACGACUGGUUCCAGUGUGGGUUGUAUGUAUUAUAUAUGGAAUUGUUAGUGCUCAAUCUACAACAUUUUGCAUCAAGCAAGGAAAUACAAUGAACAGGAAUAUAGGAAGAGAUUUUGAGAUACCAUCUGCCUCCAUGAGAAUCUUCAGCAGUGUUGCUGUUGUUUUUUCGUAUUUUACGACCGCGUGCUUGUUCCUUUGGCUAGAACUGUCACAGGUAAACCCAGUGGCAUAA
Papaver somniferum (opium poppy) is the source of this 1080-nucleotide messenger RNA. RefSeq names its product protein NRT1/ PTR FAMILY 5.10-like. Gene Ontology annotation, biological process: transmembrane transport. Bases 1 to 1080 code for a protein of 359 amino acids. Gene Ontology annotation, cellular component: membrane. Gene Ontology annotation, molecular function: transmembrane transporter activity. NCBI's taxonomy places the organism in Eukaryota, Viridiplantae, Streptophyta, Magnoliopsida, Ranunculales, Papaveraceae. The transcript has 3 exons. The record is from RefSeq and is a predicted model, not a curated record.